This is a messenger RNA of Ipomoea nil (Japanese morning glory), 534 nucleotides long. RefSeq lists its product as uncharacterized. The record is from RefSeq and is a predicted model, not a curated record. The transcript has a single exon. Lineage: Eukaryota; Viridiplantae; Streptophyta; Magnoliopsida; Solanales; Convolvulaceae. Bases 1 to 534 code for a protein of 177 amino acids.
AUGCCGUUCGGGUUAACCAACGCGCCAGCAGUGUUCAUGGAUCUAAUGAAUCGUGUAUUCAAGCCUCAUCUCGACGACUUCGUGAUCGUGUUCAUAGACCACAUCCUUGUGUAUUCUCGGGAUGAAGAAGAACAUGUGGGUCAUCUUCGGACAGUACUGCAGAUUUUGAGGGAAAAACAGUUGUAUGCCAAGCUUUCGAAAUGUGAGUUUUGGAAAGAUAGCGUAGCAUUCUUGGGCCAUGUAAUAGACAGUAGAGGUAUAUCGGUGGAUCCAGAUAAGAUUCGGGCGGUGAAAGAGUGGACCGUGCCGACAACCGUGGCGGAAGUAAGAAGCUUCUUUGGUUUAGCGGUUUAUUAUCGAAGGUUUGUGUUGGAUUUCGCUAAGGUGGCUCAACCAUUGACUAAGUUAUUAUGGAAGGAAGUGUCUUUCAUUUGGGAUCAAGCUUGUGAGUUAGCAUUCUGGGAAUUGAAAGAGAGGCUUACGACUACACCAGUUUUAAUCUUACCAUCAGGGACGGAAGGGUUUGAAGUGUAA